AUGUACAGUAACACAUCGAAGGAGCAUGGUUUGAUCAUUCUUGGUAACAGUGGCGUGGGGAAAAGUUUCUUGGCCAAUGUUUUACUAGGCAAAGAUGCAUUUAAACACGAAUUUUCUGCUCGAUCGGUGACACAUCGAACUGAAUUUGAAGAGCUAAAGUUUGAUAAUUGCAGUUACGCUAUCUUUAAUAUUCCUGGUUUAAUUGAAGCUGACCAAACACGUGUUGACCUUAAUAAACGCGAAAUUGAUCAUGCCUUUAGUAAACGACCCAACUCACUUGUUAUUUAUGUAUUUGGCCACCAGAAUGGUCGUAUACGUGAUGAAGAUGCUGUUUCAUUCAAUGCAAUCAAUAAAGCAUAUCCUCUGAAUAUCAAAUCACUCUUGCUAGUGGUCAAUAGUCUUCCAGCAGAUCGACCAAAGACUUAUGAAGGUGAAGUGAUGCUCAUGUUACAAGAUAUCAUUCAAGUUCCAGUUGCACCUGAACGAGUUUGCUUUCUGAACAAAAUAAACAAUGAAAACUCAGAUGAGCGGAGAGGUUUAAAAAAUCAAUUGCUACGAGCAAUCGUCGAGCUAACACCAACUGAACACAAGAAAACAGCUGACAUUCGUUUGAAUGUUGAUGAAGUUACCUUCUUGAAGCAACAGAUCGAGAAGAUGACCGAACAAUUCGAACAAAAUAAGAUCUUCUUCCAGAAUGAAAUUCAGCAACAUCAAAAGCGAUAUGAUGAUUUUGUUGUCCAGCAAAAGGUCGAAUCCGAUCAUUUUCGACGUAUUAUUGAACGACAGGCUGAAGAUGCCAGAGAAACACGUGAGGCUCAGGAAGCACAGAUCCAGCAGAUGCAAUCAGCACACGCAAACCAAUUGUCUGCUAUGCAACAACAGAUGGAAUCAAUGCAAGCCCGACAUGAACGACUGACAGAGGAAUUAGAGAGCAGACGUGGCGUAGAUACUUCAGCAAUUGAAAGCGCUUUGAAUGCAUCAAAGGAAGCACAAGAUGAGCUAAGAGCAAAGAUAGAAGAACUUCAAAAUCGGCCACCAGAAGUCAGAUAUGAGUCUUCAAGCAGUGUAAGUUUAUAUUCUGUGAAAUGA
Molecule: messenger RNA, 1089 nt
Organism: Rotaria sp. Silwood2
Lineage: Eukaryota; Metazoa; Rotifera; Eurotatoria; Philodinida; Philodinidae
Source: the annotation of a GenBank genome assembly